Molecule: messenger RNA, 480 nt
Organism: Heterostelium album PN500
Lineage: Eukaryota; Evosea; Eumycetozoa; Acytosteliales; Acytosteliaceae
Gene: ubc9
Product: ubiquitin-conjugating enzyme E2
Exons: 4
Coding region: 1-480 (159 amino acids)
Biological process (GO): protein sumoylation
Cellular component (GO): nucleus
Molecular function (GO): SUMO conjugating enzyme activity
Source: RefSeq, a predicted model, not a curated record
AUGUCUGGAAUUGCAUUGGCAAGAUUAACAGAAGAGAGAAAGAAUUGGAGAAAGGAUCAUCCUUUUGGAUUUUAUGCUAGACCAAAGAAUAAUGCAGAUGGAUCAGCAAAUUUGUUUAUGUGGGAAUGUGGAAUUCCAGGUGUUACAGGUACAUUGUGGGAAGGUGGUGUAUAUCCUUUGACGAUGGAGUUCUCAGAGGACUACCCAAGCAAACCACCAAAAUGUAGAUUCCCAAAAGAUUUCUUCCACCCAAAUAUAUAUCCAUCAGGUACCGUUUGUUUAAGUAUAGUCAACGAAGAUGGCAAUUGGAAACCUUCGAUUUCAGUUAAACAGAUUCUACUGGGAAUACAAGAACUGCUAAACGAACCAAACCCAAAGAGUCCCGCUCAACAAUUAGCAAUUACAUUAUUUAUACACGAUAUGGAAGAAUACAAAAAGAAAGUUAGAGAACAAACCAAACAAUAUCCUCCACCCAACUAA